Messenger RNA from Pomacea canaliculata, 8078 nucleotides. RefSeq lists its product as uncharacterized. Gene Ontology annotation, molecular function: protein binding. The record is from RefSeq and is a predicted model, not a curated record. The transcript has 8 exons. NCBI's taxonomy places the organism in Eukaryota, Metazoa, Mollusca, Gastropoda, Architaenioglossa, Ampullariidae. The coding region runs from base 27 to 3284 and encodes 1085 amino acids.
CGCAUCGGAAGUACCACCAUGUUAAAAUGUUGGGUAGAAAACCCGUCUGCUUUGGCGUUAUGCUCAAUAUGUGGAUUUUAUACUUGUUAUUUUGUGUGUUUGUUCCGACGCUAUCGCGGAAGGAAUAUCCAGAUUUAGAUAUCAUACCUAAAGAAGAACGAAAAUUAUUUUUUGAACUGGUGAAGCGUUUGCAGAAAAAUAACGAUGAUGGUGCCAUGUAUUCAGACCAACAUUCCAGAAAGCUGCAAACUGCUCCACAACAGUGUGGAAUGACAACAAAUUCGAGCGCAAUUAUUAAAAGGAGUAAUUCUGAGAAAAAUGGUGCAAAAUUCCUCACACUUGCGAAGGACGUUGAAUCUAACGCGGCAUGUUCAAAAUUGUGUUGCGAAAACGCCUCUUGUGAUGUGGCCGUGUAUGAAAAUAAGGAUGGUCACUAUUGCUACCUGUUUUCUUGCAAUGACCUAUGCGAGUUUGGCUAUCAUGAAAGCUACAUGAGCAACUGGAUCAGACAUGCUCAUAAAGAUUCUCACAUUGCACCUGACGAAUCUGAGCAUGAAGUGGACUUGGUUGGCCUUGGUGAUGAAGCUGAAGACACUGCUGCAGAGGAGAGUCCACCCGAGGAACCUUAUAUUCCAUCGACAUCAUCAUCUGUUCAAUCAAUCGCACCGCAGAUGACGACAACAACACUGACAACAACAGGCUCUUUAAAUAUUCGUGCACAUUCAGUGGGUCUGAAUGGAACUUGUAAAGAUGAUGUUCAUUGUGAGGACCCAAACAGUGUGUGCCAAGAACGACGAUGCUUUUGUCGGGAAAGUUUCUACGAGAAGAACCACAUUUGCAGAGAGGUGUGCACACCUUCCAGCUUCGAGUGCCUGGAACUCGGCACCCAUGGGCGAGGGCCCCAGUGCGUGGCGGGCACCCAGGUGUGUGACGGCACGACUAACUGUGCUGACGGCAGCGACGAGUUCAACUGUCCAGACACAGGUAUACCUCCUUUUCGGCCACAAGAAGGGCCAAGUCAGUCGAAGCUCUUGCAGCAAAGCUUUGAACAUCAGUUACCAGUGCAACAGAAGGAGCAGCAAUAUGCUACACAGCAGGAACCAGCAUUACAGCCACAUGGACAGUCGACAUUUGUUGACGAUAGGCGAUCAAAGAAUAAAGGAAGCAAUCCUGGCAGUGCAGAACUGCCCUCAAAACCAUUACUCAGUACUGCUGACAUUGAUUUGCCAGAAAAAUAUGAGGAAGGUGAGCAUUCACAAAUGGAUAUAUCACAACAGAUGAAUGGCUAUGAGAACGCAUUGCUGAAUCGGAGGCCAUCUCACUUGUAUCCCGACUAUCCUGUCAGCUCUGCACAGAAGCCAGUAUUGCAGUCAUAUGCCCAGAAUAAUCCAACCUUUGUGAGAGGAGAUGAAAGCUUGCAUGAGACCUCAGGUUCAGAUGGCCAGCCUCAACAAGGGUUUGCUUCAUUACAAGGUGUUAAGCAGUCUCCCGGCAGAAAGCAUGAUGCCACCAAUAAAGCACAGACACAUGGAACACCAGCAGUGCAAUCUCUGCAUCUUUCAGCAUUGCAGAACCACCAGCCUGACUUUCCAACGCAUCCACAGGAGAGUUAUUCUCCUAUAGAACAUGGAACAGAUCAGACUUUGUCUGAAGAAGAACAGCAAGUGGGUCGAGCAUCUCAGCAGAAGCAGGUGCCAGCAGCUUCUUCACUCACAGCACACACGGAACAUACUGGAUCCUCAAAUCCCCAGCAACCUUUGAAAAUGCCACUUCAAGGCAAAGGGCAAGCAAUUGUUGAUACAGACCAUCCUGCUCCAGGGCCUGCUGGUUACAGUCAUGAUGGUGAUAAAUUGAAGCCACAUCCAUCUUUAACUGGUGACACUUUAGGCCCAGUUAAGAAUGUUCCUUUACCAAGUCAGCACCAUGUCAUGCAGCCAGAGGUAGAGCAGAAACAAAAGCAGCAUCAGCAUGCAGUAGAUGACAGCUACUCUUCAGUGCAGCAGCAUCCUCACAGUCACCAGGCACAGCAGGUGCUGCUUUCCAAAGAUGGAGCUCUAUAUCCCUCACCAUCAAGACCUCUUUCUGGAAGUACUAGCUCAGGAUCAUCAGUUGUGCCCAAGGCCAAGCAUUUUGGGGAAAAGUCACAGGAUCGCAAAACAGAUUCUCUUCAGGACUUGGAUUCAGAAAAGUCGUAUGUUGUGGCUGGGCACAGUGGCACACAGGGAGUUCCUGGAAAACUGCACCAUCCAAGCCAGAGCGUGGGUGUGCCAGAGAAACCUCAUAGUCAAAGCACUUACGAUUUGCAUGGAAGUGAAGCGCAUAAUCCUUUGGAGUUAGAGGGCCAGAAAGACUAUCUUCAGGCAUCAGGCUUGUCAGAUCUUGACAGGCAGGGUGCUCCCCAGUUUCUGGAUUCCGAUCCAUACAUACAGCAGCCCAUGUAUGGACAGCAAUAUCCCUCUCACAGAUAUCAGGCACCGUACCUCCAGCAGUCGAGUGGUCAUGGCAGCAGGUAUCAGAACUACCCAGACCAAGCCUACCCUGUAACACAAAACCAGCGGUUGUACCCACAGCAAGGCUAUCUGGGACUUCAAGAUCUUGGAUAUCCAGCUGCCCAGUAUGACUUUGGAGAUUUUGAGCCUUCUUAUUCAGAGACAGAUGCCUUUCCAUCGGGACCUGAAAUACCUGUGUACAGACAAGACUACAAACUUGGUUAUGACACUCCAUACAAAACUGAGCCUGCCCAUGGACUUCCUUCUAAACUCUCUAAGCAAGGUUCGAUAUCCAAUCCUGGAGGUCAGGAGGAAAAAGAUGAUUUCUCCAAAAGCAAAGAGCAUGCAGAACCAGAGAAGACUGCAGAUGUCGAUGAAAGCAGUUUUCACAGCACUCCCUCGUCAGCUACUCAGAGCACCAUAACAUCUAGCAGAACAAAAUCUCCAGCCACCACUAUCAGCACAAAAAGCAAACCCGAAGAAGACAAGCAAGAUAAGGGCAGUGUGCCUGGCAAAGAAACCAAAGUGUCCCAAGGGGCCAAGUCAGGGGCAGCGGCAGUAAAAGCAAACGGUGCAGACACAAGCGUCUUUGUCACCAAGGAGGAGAUGAGCAUUUCCGGCAUCUCUGCUGACAAGCAAGGUCCCAUCAUUGCCCUUUCUUUGGGUCUGGCAUUUACCCUGAUUCUCCUGUUCUUUGUGGCAUGCCGCCUGCGCACUGUGCGGCAUAGGCUGCGAAAAGGCCGGCCACUACACUCCAAUGAAGCAGACUAUCUUAUUAAUGGCAUGUACUUGUAGAUUCAAGCAGAGGUUGAGAGGUCAUGCUUGUGGGUUACCUAAACUCUUCAGUGCUCGCCUUUGAUAAGACUUUGUUCUGAGAAUACAAAUAUUCAUUUUGAAACAUAUAUACAAAGACAGAUUUUGCAACAAUCAAUUGUGAAUGUGCUGAAAGAGGGUAAGAGAAACAUAUUUUAGUAAGGGUUUUGGAGACCAUAGUUUCUGAAGGAAGAGGCUGCAUGGAAAGUAAUUGUCCUGCAGAAACAUUUUUGUGGGUUUUUGUUUUUUUAGGAAUAGAUAAAACAGAUAAAUGUGCAGGUCACCAUUUUUUGUGCAUCAUAGGCACCUUUUAGGAUGGAAAUGGUGUUAAAUUAACUUACAGAUUGACUAUUUAAAAAUAAAUGCAGUUUCAUAGAUUGACACCAAGCCAGAGGACAGGAUAAUGGUUGAAGAUGUAGAAGUAAUAUAGCACCACUAAUUCUGUACAGAAAGGAUGAGGAUAGGAUUGCAUAUUUAGCUUUAUUGGUUGCGCAGUCCUGUUGUAGAGGAUACAUAGGUCUAGAGAAGUUGGUUGCAAUGAACUGAGACAAAAGUGCUUAGUUGCAUAGAGGUUAAUUCAUAAUAGAAGUGUUAAUAAGUAAUAAAGUUGGAAAAAAGUUUUGCCUAUACAGUCAGCUCUUAGCAUUCACGAUCUUUGCUUUUGCAAUUUUGACUAUUUGUGGGUUUGCAUUAAAAAAAACAUAUAUGGGAAUCUUGAGUUUUGUAGCAUACUGCAGAAAAUUGCAGAUGACACAGUUAGACUUGAAAAUAUAAAGAAAUUAAAUUUUUUUAAAGUAAUAAAAUCUAUAAUUAUACUUAAGUAUUAUUAAUCUUUUUAUUCUGCCACACACUAUAUCUUCUGCAUUGCCUGUGUGUGUGUGUGCAUGUGUGUGUUUGCUUACAGCAUUGAUAUUGUAAUUUUAAGUUUAUAAAACAUAUUGUUACAGUUCAGCAUACAGGAUACAUAGUGUAUUAUUUUACAUUAUUGUGUUUUAUAUAUAAUUAUAUAAUCGACAGCAUGAAGAGUUAAUGCUUUGGGUGAGGAGUGGGGCUAGAGUUAUCUGUAAAUCUUCCACAUUCGCAGGGAUCGUACGCCCCAACCCCCACGAAUACAGAGGGAAGACUGUGUAGUAGAGCAUAAACAUUGUGUGUUUGAUGGCGUGAUAAGAUAUAUCAGUGUGUUGUAAGUAAGAGGUGAUGCACAUGUCUUGAAUUUGUUGGCACGUGGGUGUUUCAUGGGAAGAAAUGUACUUGUAAGAUACAGAAAUUAAGUGCUCCAUCACGCUUCAGAAUGUAUGAUUUGAAAAUUUGUAGAUUGUAUGGGUCAUUAGAGUAACUGUCUUUUCUAACAUGCAACAUAUUUUGUGAAAGUGUGCCUGCUGCCAGUUUUAAUAAGCAUUGAUAUAUGUGUGGAGAAACAUUGUCUCCUUGGAAAUGAGGUUCUAGCUAGUGUAUUUUGGUCCCCACCCCUUUGUCCCUUUCUCAACAGCGGUAGAUCCCUUACAACCAAACAUGCAGACAUUUAUUUUCAGGUUCAUUGAACAAUCCUCAUGCCUCAGUUAGAAAUGGAAAAGAGAAAUUAGACAUUGUUCACCCUCCAACAAGUUUGGUUUAUCAGGAGUACCUGACCAGUGCAUGUUCCAGUUGAGCACUCAGGUCCAUGUCAGUCACAAGAAAGCUUGUAGGAAACAUCGGGUGGUUUACCAACCACCUUCAGCUUUGAAAAACAAAAUGUAAAUAACACAAGCAAAGACAUGAAGUUUUGUGAGGAAAAAAAAAAUAUUGUGGCUAUAGCUCCUUUCCUUGCAAACAACAUAAUCUACUGUAGGUUUUACAAAGGGUAAUAAAUUCAGAAUGGUGUUGGAGAGUGACAGGCAAGAUAAUGCUCAAAUGAUAAGUCACAGCUGUGGCACCAUCUUGCUGUCUGUGGACUACUGUAACGUGCACUUUUGUGAAGAGACAAAACAAAUAGGAAUAAUUUGAUGUUCUCCUUUGCAUUUUGAUGAUAUCUGGCAGUGGUAGAUCCUACUGAGGUACCAGUUUCUCAUUGCAUGAGAUUUGACAGAAAUUUAACUGUCUGGUUUGUUAUAUACAUGCAGGCUUCUUGUUUUUACGUUAAAAUCAUGUUUUAUUUGCAUGUAAACAGCAUGAGUGACUGAAGGACAUCAAAAAGGUAACCCCUGCCCAGUGAAACUUUUGAUUGAUUCUGGUUUUUGUUUUUUAUUCUUCUUUCUGGCAUGUUAAAAGUGAUGUCCAUCUUAUAAGAUUGUUUGUAAGUUACUGAGUGCUAGGUAAACAAAAUGCUGUGAUUCUGCUGCCUUUUAAGCAGACAGUGUUCAAUGUUGCCCCUGUAUUGCGAUUAGCACCUAACAGAAACUCUAAGAGGGCUGUGGACUAUAUGAAUACAAAUCUCUUCUAAUGGGAAGAUAACAGAUAUUUGUGUCUGCAGUGGUAUAUGGAUUUCCAGAUAUUUGUUGACUGCAUGGUCUUGCAAGUCGCUGUGUUCACUGCAGUAAUUCCACAAAAUCAUCUCUGUAGUGGAAUGCAUCAACAUUAUUUACAUAGCCAUCUCUGAAGUGAACCGAAGUGUAUUUUAAAUGAAGGUUCUUUAUAUUUCAGGUUAAUGAAAGCUCCUGUUUUAACAUGACAAAGAAAACUUUCAUCAGUAUGACUGGAAAAUAUAUAAAAAUACAUUUGUUACUGCCAAAUGAUGGAAGCUAAAGAAAAUUCCUCAGAUUUGUGGCGUAAUGUAGAAUUUUGUACUUUUGUACUGUUUAAUGCCGACCAUUAUGCGAGCUAAAUAUUUAGUUGCAUAUGUUUUGCAUAUUCCAUGACAUGACCCCAUCCAUUUCACAUAUCCAUGCAUCUACAGGCAUAGGCUGUGUUUCAGGUACUAGAAAUUAUUACCAGCAUCUUCUUUUCAAAUCUCUUGCCUUUUGUGCUUUUUAAUUUGUACAUUGAUAUUUAAACCCACCUGUGAGUUGCAAACCUGUCCUUUGAGAUUUUGAAUUAAUAAGCCAGAAUAAUAGAACCCAGUAAUAAUGUGGUACAAUUUUCUUAGUCAUAUACACUUCUUGCAUUGAUCUUUUUGAAAAUUAUUUGAAAGAACUGUUGUCCAGUUUCUUACAUUUGCUAUCUUAGAAAUUCACCUAGUAAACUAAGUAAGCAAAGUUCAUAGUCUUUGUGAUAAAAUCUUAUAAUCCAAAUAAAGGCACCACAAAUAUUUUAAGACGAAUGUUGCCAGUAGAUGAAAAAUGAAGGAAAAGCUUACUUUGACUAUAUUAUCAUUCAGAGCAAGAAAUCCUACAAUCUUUGGACAAGUAAUGAAGAAAAAUAUUUUAGUUUAAAGCUGUGAGACAAUGCUGGGAACAUUUCUGAAGAAUACGAUUCACAUAAGAAUGAAUUCUCUGAGAAAGCUAUAUUUUUGUGAACAAAGGAAGGAAAUCUCCUUUGAACACUAGUCAAUGUGAACAAAUUUGAGAGACUUCAUCAGGUUUCAGUUUAGACUUUUAGUUCAGGUUUUCUUUAUUUUCUGCUCAGUCUAUUAAUAAAACAUCUUCCAGCUACAAAAAGUCCAUAUUAAAAGGUUUACCUUGUGGUAUGGUGGUACAUGUAUACAUCAGAUGCAUGCCAGUGGUUUUUGUGAUAAUACUCAAUUGCUCAUUGACUUAAAACUGUGUCCUUAAAGUUUAUUUUUCUCUUUACUUUUUUAGGAAGAAUUUUUUUCUAAGAUUUGUUUCUUGUUAAUGAUUGGAGAUGAGUGGUCCAGUGGCCUUUUUUUUUCAGAUUGGUUUAGGAAGACUUCGGAGUGGCCUGAAAUGUGGGCAUCACAGAAGAGUUUGCAUUUUCAUUAGUCCUUAUUGGAAGAUUGGCUGUAGAACUUGUAAAGAUGUGUGCAGUUCAGAUGUAUUGAAUCUGCAUUAACACAUCUCCAGAUAUUGUAUAUGGUUGACAUGUAACCAUAUGUGUAAAAACAGUCAAUAUUGUGUUAAAUGAAAUUAUUGUGGUUUGAUAGCUUAUUUUGAAAUGGAUAUGUUUGGGAAGAAAAGCUAUCAAUAUAUAAUAUAUAAAGUCUAUAACUGUGUAUGCUGUAGGUAUCUUGUAGAAAGUUCCACAUUAUUCUAGCAUUUGAAGCUGGGGGCAUGCUUAACCCACACUAAUUUAGAAUUUAUUUCCUGUCAUUAUUGCCCUGGUACAAUGCUAACAGAAAGAGCAUAAAAUUUAUUUUAUGCUGAUUUAUAGGUUUUGGAGGAUGGGCACCUCAUGAGAUAGCACAUCUUCAUUGUGUUGAUCAUUAAGUUUCUGGUACAUUCCAUUUUGUGUGUCUUGUACACAAAGUGAUUUGAGUUUGCACAAUCCUACAGUGCAUUUAUGUGUGCCAUUUGCAUGUGUUCAGGCAACUUAUAUGCUUAAGAGCAGACUAAGUUUUCAGUCCUUGUGCAUGUUGUCAUUAUUUUUUCUCCAUUCUUUUUUGACACCACCUGCAUUCCUUUUUUCUAAUACUGUGAUAUUCUUGAACAAAAAUAAAAUGUUUCUAUUUUUAAUCCAUGAUUUUAUGCUUUUUGACAAAACUGUCACAGUGACGCUCAAGGUGUACCAGAGAUUGGGCGAUUUUUUUUUUUGAAGGGCUGUCUCCCCUACUGGCGGUCAUUGCUCUAAUAAUCCAUACUAUUCUUUUGAAGUCAUUGUGUAGAAUUAUAGAAUGUCCAAUUCAGAUGUAAUCUGCUUUUACUUCUUUUUGCUAUGGAGGCCUAAAUAAAAUAUCUGCCAAUUUUU